AUGGAUGACACGAAAAGGGGAAAGUUUUUUUUUUUCGAGAGUCAUAAAAAUAAAACCCCGCAGAUACGAGUGAAUAAAACAAACGGACAAACUUCGCACAAUGAGUUGGCCACUGUUGUAGAUGAGAAGUUUGUAAGGUAGGGGAAAAAUUGUGUACUUGUACGCGACGAUUAACCAAUACUAACGAAAAACGAUUCUGAGCGGAAUUCAGUUAUACAUAUUUAAAAGGCCGUUAUAUUUACGAUUUAAAAAAUAAUACAUUUCGUGAAUUAUCUAUACAUUUGAUUGUUUUUCCUACAUUUUUUCCCGUAAAAUUUCCUUUCAGAAAAAGUGUUGAAAAUCUUGAAAAUCAGAGCAAAAUUUCUGGUUGUUUACAGAAAAAUAUUAACGUCAUUGUAAAGCCAAUACAUUAAUCGCUCCGUUCAGAAUCUAGAACAUAACUCCAGGUUAAGUUUUUUCUUCGUAUUUUAUAAAUUUUAUUUGUAUUCCGUAUUAUAUUACAGCCACUGUUAUAGGUAAUUUAAUUAUACCUGUAAGUAACGAUAAACUAUUCCUAACGAAAAACAAUUUUGAGUGGAGUUCAAUUGAUAAUGAUGCAUUGUCCACAAUAUUUAUGUCAUAUAAUAGUAAAAUAAUUAAAUAGGCAUUCUAUAUUUUCUUUAAUAACAUUUGUUUAAUAUUGUACUCAUUUUUCCGUUUUUUUUUUAGGUUUUUCUCAUUUGCUGGGAAAACUUUUGGCAAAAUCGAAAAAUUACCUUCUUAAAUUACCUUUCCUGUAAGAUUUCUUUUUAGUAAAAUGACUGUAAUUGUAAAUCGAAGCCAAAUUGCUUGUAAAAAAGUUGUCCAUGGGAAAAAACAAGGCAGAAAUAUUUGUUUAAUUAAAUUUUACAUUUCGUACAUUUUCCCGUUUUUACUCUGUUUUUUCGGUUUUUCACAUUUGUUGAGAAAACUCAUAGGAAUAUCGAAAAAUGAUUUCCUUAAAGUACCUUCACCCCCCCCCCCCCCCAGUUUGAUUUCCUUUUAGAAAAGUCGCAACACUUAAAAAUUUUGGCAUUUCCGUAGGCCGUAUGUUAGUGUUUAAUUUAAUAUUGCGCGGAAUUCACAAUUUAAUUGCGUGUAUGCGUUUGUGUGUUAAUUGUUAUAGCGACGACCGUUCUUACAGAAAUAACACGGAUAUUAUUGCUGGUUUGAAAUAAUUCUAUCGGAAAUACCGUUGGAUAGUUAAAUACACAAACAAAUCAACUGUUGCAUCGUGGAUACGGUCGCCGGAAAAGUUAACGAGGGCCCGGCAACCGAGUAAACAACCUCAGUAUGCGAUCCGAACAAAUAGGUAAGAAUAAUAUUAAUUAAGAAUAUCAAAUUUAAAGUUCAAUAUACCUAAUAGUAUAGUUUUUGUUUUUGUUUUUUUUUUUUUAGCCUUUUGAUUCUCCUGCACAUUCGUGCGAGUCAUCGUCCUCGUAUAUCUUGCAAUACUAUGAUCAACAUGAUGUUCACCGUGGUUUCGUUAAUAGAGAGCAUGCUUUUCACGGCGAUCUUGAUGUUACUGGUACUGUGUUGGCUAAGCGAAGCAAAUACGAACAUCGCCGUCGGAGUGUGGAACGCAAUCGUUCCAUUAAGGUACGCGCGUAUAUCCGAAAAAACCGUUUUGUGUUGUUUUUUUGUCCGUUUUAAAAUGAGUAAUCGGUGUCUUACACCGGGCGAGUCUACGCCAAUGGAGAACCGCGCCUCGUCACCGUCGCUCGUCGGCGAAUAAAGCCGACGACCGCGGUCCGCCUUUGCCGUCACCCGCCGGCUGUUUUCCUAUGAGACAUAUACGUGAACAUUAUCGUUUCCCGUGCCCGCGGCCGAGCUGGAUUUUUAUUCGGGUUUUAAUAGCGCGGCGUAGGUACCUGCGGUUUUAUUCGCUGACGAACGGCGCGUGUAAAUUCGCCAAACGUUAUCCGGACGUUACUGCUAAAUGCAGAUGUAGCCGAUAUUGUACGGAUAUUUUGAUCUAUGUUAACUGUCUAGGUAUAAAAUAUACAUUUUUAGUCGGCAUCUAAUGACCGAUUCAUCAUCGCUCGACCCGAACCGCCGCCGGAUCUAGAAACUCGAAAUUCAGCACGGAAGUUUAUUAUAUUCCGUACAACGAUAAUAUAUAAGGCAACUUUAUACUAUACGUUAUGGAAACUACGAAGGAUUUUUAGAAAUUCGACCACCGAUAACCGGCGCUCGCACAUACGUUUUAUUCCUUAAAAUACGGAAAAUUCGAUUUUUCUUUUUUCUGUUUACUUCCGGAUUCUACUUUUUUUAUGCACGUGAGAAGAAAACCGUACUGUUUUCAUUUUGUCACACUUUUUUAAUUCGAGUGCCGUAAAAUAAUCGAAAUUUCGAUGAUCCGGCAAGAAACAAACGGUUAGUAAUGAUAUUAUCCCGAAAAAAUAUAUGUUAUAAAAUACAGAAAUUAAUAUUGUUUUUUUUGUCUAAUAUCCUUCUGUGUUACACGAGAGAACUAAUCAAAUUUAAUUUAUAAAUAUAUUAAUGAAAACUUCUACAUGUUUCUAAACGGAAAGUUCGAUCUCAAUUGUCCGGAGUUUACUUCGAGAAUACCUGCUCGAUUUGCGUCCUUACUAAUUAUAUAUAUGAUAAUAUUUUAAGUUUGUUAGAAAUUAUUGUAAUACAUAUUAGAUUUAUGAGUUUUUAAUUUAAUUACAGAAACGUUUAUCGAGUGAUAAUAAAGAACGAGUGCACCAUGGCCAAAAACGAGGAUCCGGAUGUCGAAGAACCCGAAUCAGCGGAUUCUUCCGAUAA
Cinara cedri is the source of this 2790-nucleotide messenger RNA. The record is from the annotation of a GenBank genome assembly. NCBI's taxonomy places the organism in Eukaryota, Metazoa, Arthropoda, Insecta, Hemiptera, Aphididae.